Messenger RNA from Chrysoperla carnea, 3863 nucleotides. RefSeq lists its product as uncharacterized. The record is from RefSeq and is a predicted model, not a curated record. Gene Ontology annotation, molecular function: long-chain fatty acid-CoA ligase activity. The coding region runs from base 65 to 3847 and encodes 1260 amino acids. NCBI's taxonomy places the organism in Eukaryota, Metazoa, Arthropoda, Insecta, Neuroptera, Chrysopidae. Gene Ontology annotation, biological process: long-chain fatty acid metabolic process; fatty-acyl-CoA biosynthetic process. The transcript is spliced from 19 exons.
UUUGAUCUGUGUUUUUAAUAAAAUUAAUUUGUUUAUAUAAAUUCAACAAUCACUUUAUAACAAUAUGGCUCAAGAAUUAAUAAUUUAUGGUGGUGAUUUAAAAGUACCGCCAUGCGAAAGAAACUUUUCACAAUAUGUGUUAGAUAAAAUGGCGGAAAAUUCAAAUAAAAUUGCACAGAUUGAUCCAGUAAAUAAAAUAACUCAAACGUUUGGUGAAUUGAGACUGAAUUCAAUUCGUUGUGCAUUAAAAAUGAAACAAGAUGGUUUGAAACGUGGAGACAUGAUAAUGAUUUGUGGACGCAAUCAUUUGGAUUUGGUGGUCCCAUUUUUGGGUGCCAUGUAUUUGGGUGUGACAAUAAAUCCAUUACAUCCAGAUUAUUCAAGAAAUGAAAUUUUACGAAUGAUAAAAAUAACUGAACCCAAAAUAAUUUUCUGUGAUCAGGAAUGUACAAAUUUAAUGACAGAACUUAUCACUGAAGCUAAAUUACAAAGUAAAAUCGUAACAUUUGAAACGGAUUUUAAAUCAUAUUUAAAAUCACAUAAAUCAACUGAAGAGGAUAACUUUAUAACUGAAAUUGUUGAUGUAAACAAUGAUAUAUUAUGUAUUAUCUGCACCAGUGGUACAACAGGACUUAUAAAAGGCGUUACUGUCACUCAUAAAGCAUUUUAUUACGCAAUACUAACUUGUGGCGUGGGAUUUGUUUCAGAUGAAGAUAGCCCACUUUUAUAUUACUCCCCACUAUCCUGGAUUUCGGCUGUAAUGUUAAUAAACACUGCAAUCUGGAAUGGAGUUUCACGAAUAAUGUGUGAAUAUGAACCGAAACGAAAUUUGGAAAUUAUGUUGGAAUAUAAUAUCUCAUGGUUAUUUGUGACACCAAUAAAAGCUUAUGAAAUGGUUAAUCAUCCAUUAUUUAAACAAAAUAUAUCCAAAAUAUCGAAAAAUUUAAAAUAUUUUUUAUUUGGCGGAAGUCCAUCAUCGGAAAAACAUGUAAAGGAAUACCAUCAAAUAUUUCCAAACACAUUUAUUUUUAAUGGUUACGGUAGCUCCGAAAUGGCCGGUUGUCAUGGACUAUUUGUUAGAAAUAAACAUGAAAGUAUGCUGAAACAGAAAAUAAUGUCAUCUGGUCAACCAAUUAGUGGAAUUUAUUGGAAGAUAAUAGAUCCAGAAACUGGGAAAACUGUUGGUCGAAAUAAAGAAGGAGAACUAUGCGUAAAAGGUCCAACUAUAACUAAAGGAUAUUACAAGGAUCCAGAAGCAACUGCAAAGGCAAUAAUAGACGGAUGGUUCCAUACUGGAGAUAUCGUUAAAGUAGAUGAUGAGAAUUGUUUAUGGGUUGUGGGUCGAUCCAAGGAAUUAUUCAAAUACAAAGGAUGGCAGGUCUCACCAAGUGAAUUAGAAGAUGUUUUACGAACCCAUCCUGCUGUUCAAGCUGUUAGUGUGAUGGGUAAACCCCAUGAAACUGAUGGCGAUCUACCGCUUGCGUUUAUUGUGAAAAAGGAAUCAGCGAAAAAUGUUACCGAAGAUGAAAUUAUUAAAUUUGUUGACAAACAAGUUGCUGACUGUCAAAAGUUACGUGGAGGAGUAAUUUUCUUGGAUGCAUUGCCGGUAACACCUACCGGAAAAAUACGAAAAAUGGUCUUAAAGCAAUUAAUAAACUAUGAACUGAUUGAUCCAGUUAAUAAAAAAAGUCAAACGUUUGGUGAAUUGCGAUUGAAUUCAAUUCGUUGUGCGUUAAAAAUGAAACAAGAUGGUUUAAAACGUGGAGACAUGAUCAUGAUUUGUGGACGCAAUCAUUUGGAUCUGGUCGUCCCAUUAUUGGGUGCCAUGUAUCUUGGUGUAACCAUAAAUCCAUUACAUCCAGAUUAUUCAAGAAAAUCUACAAAUUUAAUGACAGAACUUAUCACUGAAGCUAAAUUACAAAGUAAAAUCGUAACAUUUGAAACAGAUUUUAAAUCAUAUUUAAAACCACAUAAAUCAACUGAAGAGGAUAACUUUAUAACUGAAAUUGUUGAUGUAAGCAAUGAUAUAUUAUGUAUUAUAUGCACCAGUGGUACAACAGGACUUAUAAAAGGAGUUACUGUCACUCAUAAAGCAUUUUACGUUUCAUUACAAACUUCUGGCCUGGGCCCAUCAUUGGAAAAACAUGUAAAAGAAUAUCAUCAAAUAUUUCCAAAUACAUUUAUUUUAAAUGGUUACGGUAGCUCCGAAAUGGCUGGUUGUCACGCACUAUUUGUGAGAAAUAAACAUGAAAGUAUGCUGAAACAGAAAAUAAUGUCAUCUGGUCAACCACUUGCUGGAGCUUAUUGGAAGAUAAUAGAUCCACAAACUGGGAAAACUGUUGAUCGAAAUAAAGAAGGAGAACUAUGCAUAAAAAGUUCAACAUUAACUAAAGGAUAUUACAAAGAUCCAGAAGCAACUGCAAAGGCAAUUAUAGACGGAUGGUUCCAUACUGGAGAUAUUGUUCAAGUGGAUGAAGAGAACUGUUUAUGGAUUGUGGGUCGAUCCAAGGAAUUAUUAAAAUACAAAGGAUGGCAGGUUUCACCAAAUGAAUUAGAAGAUGUUUUACGAACACAUCCUGCUGUUCAGGCUGUUAGUGUGGUGGGUAAACCUCAUGAAACUGAUGGCGAUCUACCGCUUGCGUUUAUUGUGAAAAAGGAAUCAGCCAAAAAUGUUACCGAAGAUGAAAUCAUUGAAUUUCUUGACAUAAAUAAAAUUACUCAAACGUUUGGUGAAUUGAGAUUGAAUUCAAUUCGUUGUGCAUUAAAAAUGAAACAAGAUGGUUUAAAACGUGGAGACAUGAUCAUGAUUUGUGGACGAAAUCAUUUGGAUCUGGUCGUUCCAUUAUUGGGUGCCAUGUAUCUUGGUGUAACAAUAAAUCCAUUACACCCAGAUUAUUCAAGAAAAUCUACAAAUUUAAUGACAGAACUUAUCACUGAAGCUAAAUUACAAAGUAAAAUCGUAACAUUUGAAACGGAUUUUAAAUCAUAUUUAAAACCACAUAAAUCAACUGAAGAGGAUAACUUUGUAACUGAAAUUGUUGAUGUAAACAACGAUAUAUUAUGUAUUAUUUGCACCAGUGGUACAACAGGACUUAUAAAAGGUGUUACCAUAACUCAUGAAGCAUUUUACGUUUCAUUACAAACUUGGGGUGUAGGCCCAACGUCGGAAAAAUAUAUACAGAAAUAUCAUGAACUACUUCCGAAUACAUUUAUUUUUAAUUGGUACGGAAGCUCCGAGAUGACCGAUAGUCAUGGACAAUUUGUGAGAAAUAAACAUGAAAGUAUGCUGAAAGAGAAAAUAAUGUCAUCUGGUCAACCACUGAAUGGAAUGUAUUGGAAGGUAAUAGAUCCAGAAACUGGAAAAACUGUUGGUCGAAAUAAAGAAGGAGAACUAUGCAUAAAAGGCCCAACAUUAACUAAAGGAUAUUAUAAUGACCCAGAGGCAACUGCAAAAGCAAUUAUAGAUGGAUGGCUUCAUACUGGGGAUAUUGUUAAAGUGGAUGAUGAGAACUGUUUAUGGGUUGUGGGUCGAUCCAAGGAAUUAUUAAAAUACAAAGGAUGGCAGGUUUCACCAAGUGAGUUAGAAGAUGUUUUACGAACACAUCCUGCUGUUCAGGCUGUUGGUGUGAUGGGUAAACCUCAUGAAACUGAUGGCGAUCUACCGCUUGCAUUUAUUGUGAAAAAGGAAUCAGCGAAAAAUGUUACCGAAGAUGAAAUUAUUAAAUUUGUUGACAGUCAAGUUGCUGAUUGUCAAAAGUUACGAGGUGGAGUUAUUUUCUUGGAUGCGUUGCCGGUUACUCCCAGCGGGAAAAUACGAAAGAUGAUCUUAAAGCAAUUAAUAAAGUAAUUCUUAUUAAAUUUGU